AUGGUCCUAUGUGACCGAGAGCAGUGGACAAGUGGCGCUGAGUCUAAUGCCCCGGGCUACUUGGCUCUAGAGGCCGAAGGGCGCGGAGGAGAGUACCUCCUAACCAGUCUCACUAUACCAGCCUCUAGCGAGUCAACUAAGAAUCAGGUUAUGAUCAAGGUGCUUGACCCCAGUUUCACACAUCCCCACUUCUCAUUCAUUACUCCGGGUCGAAUUCCAUGA
Molecule: messenger RNA, 222 nt
Organism: Penicillium longicatenatum
Lineage: Eukaryota; Fungi; Ascomycota; Eurotiomycetes; Eurotiales; Aspergillaceae
Exons: 1
Coding region: 1-222 (73 amino acids)
Source: RefSeq, a predicted model, not a curated record